Messenger RNA from Penicillium vulpinum, 573 nucleotides. RefSeq lists its product as uncharacterized. The record is from RefSeq and is a predicted model, not a curated record. The coding region runs from base 1 to 573 and encodes 190 amino acids. The transcript has a single exon. Lineage: Eukaryota; Fungi; Ascomycota; Eurotiomycetes; Eurotiales; Aspergillaceae.
AUGGUCACCCACGAACACCACACAGUGGUCAGGGCUUUUGAUCUAGCCAUCGACGACGUACUUCGCCCUAUGGGUAUGGAUGAAAAAGUCUUGACUUAUGCAGGAGUUGAUAUCGAUGUCGAUGGUAUAUCUAAACAGCCUGAUUGGGGAUGGGGCCCUAGAAGACCCCCGCUAGGCCAACCUAGAAGACGACCUACAGUUGUGAUAGAAGUGGCAAUGUCAGAGACUAGGGCAAAGCUGCAUAGAGACGUUGAGCUUUGGGUUGACCCCGAAAGGGGUAACAUGAAUAUUGCCUUCACAGUGAAAGUAAAUCGCAACUGCGCUAUUAUCACUAUUGGGAAAUGGGAGUGGGACUAUGCAAAUAAUCAAGCCCGAAUGUCUCAGGAAAUAGAAAUUCACAAAAACGAAGCUGGAGACCACGUCACAGUUUCCGGCGCACCUCUAAUCAUUCCGUUCAAUCUCCUAUUCCUGCGAUAUGCAAUCCCUCCUAAGGAGACUGAUUUGACUAUCAAAGGCGAAAAGUUCGAAUAUAUUGCAGAUUUAGUGUGGGAACUCCAGUUUGCAGAUUUCUGA